AUUUCUGACAUGGUCGAGUUCCCUUAACUUCAACGCAAGCAGGAAGAAAAUGGUGGUUAACCUAUAAAAUGUUCUUACAACUAAAAUCUUAUACUUUUAAAUAUGAGAAUAAUACCUCCUUUAAAACAAAUAGUUAAUGCUCAGACCCUAGACGCGCUAAGAAAAAGCAUUUCCAAGACCGUUGCCGAAGCCACGCCUUAUAUAAAUGCGGCGAAAAAAAAACAAAUAGACAUUCUUAACGACAAAUUUUUUAAGUUAAAUAAUUGGUAUAUGAGAGUUGUGGGCUUGGAUAAAGUUCAGUUAAGUCAGGAUAGGGUUACAGCAUUACAGCAACAGCUACUCGAUGUACAAGAAAAGAGAAGAGAGGUAAGUCGACAACUGACUGACGUGAGGAAUAAGUCUAUGGAAAUGCAGGAUGAAAUCCAUAAAAUCAAGAGACAAGAUGACUUGGAAAAAUUUUUGGAUUUAAUGAAAAAAGAAACGGAGAUUUUAAAACUAGAGAAAACUAUCUCCAGAACAUUUCAAGAUUAUGAUCAAACGGAAAGAGAACUUUUUACUGCUUUUACCAACGCGAUAAGGGAUACUCAUGAAAAGCAAAGAGCACAAAUGGAAUAUACAAAAUAUUUAGGCAUCAUUCUUAGUCUGAUUGGCUCACUUUUAGCAUUCUUGUUUUCGACAAUUCGUAAACAACAACUUAAGGCAUUACUUGAUGAACGGUUGAGUGGAGUUGCCUCGCCUUUGGAUGAAGUCGUGAAGACUCGUGAAACAAUAGAUCAAGUCAUCAAUUCCCUGCAUAGAUUAGAACAAGGGGAAGUGAUUUCAAAUAAAAGUACUUUUGAGGAAGUUGUGAAGACUCGGGAAGUGAUAAAUGAAGUUGUCAACUCUCUGCAUAGAUUAGAAGGCAAAGAAACUGCAUUGAUACCUCAUACCUCUUUGGUUGAAGACUGGAAGACUCACCCUUUGUACGUUAAAAUUUUUGCUGGCGCCAUACUAGUGUGGUUGUUUCUAAAAGCGGUAUAAAUGAU
Molecule: messenger RNA, 1025 nt
Organism: Cylas formicarius (sweet potato weevil)
Lineage: Eukaryota; Metazoa; Arthropoda; Insecta; Coleoptera; Brentidae
Exons: 3
Coding region: 103-1020 (305 amino acids)
Source: RefSeq, a predicted model, not a curated record